Cyprinodon variegatus (sheepshead minnow) is the source of this 3568-nucleotide messenger RNA. RefSeq names its product retinol dehydrogenase 13-like. The coding region runs from base 36 to 794 and encodes 252 amino acids. NCBI's taxonomy places the organism in Eukaryota, Metazoa, Chordata, Actinopteri, Cyprinodontiformes, Cyprinodontidae. The transcript is spliced from 5 exons. The record is from RefSeq and is a predicted model, not a curated record.
AUCUCACUGUUAACCAUCAAGGUGCCAGGGUGAUCAUGGCCUGCAGAGACAUUCCUAAAGCCUACACUGCCGCAGAUGAGAUUCGACAGAAGACUGGGAACGGUAACAUUGUGGUGAAAAAACUGGACCUCGCUUCGCUGAAGUCUGUCAGGGAGCUGGCCAAAUACGUCCAGGAGAACGAGAAACGCCUCGACGUCCUUAUUAACAAUGCAGGUAUUAUGAUGUGUCCUAAGUGGAAGACAGAGGAUGGUUUUGAAAUGCAGUUCGGGGUCAACCACCUCGGACCUUUUCUUCUCACCAACUGUCUCCUGGACCUGCUGAAGAAGUCGGCUCCAAGCCGGGUUGUCGUCGUUUCAAGCGUCGCUCAUGUGACAGGCAGCAUACACUUUGAUGACAUUAACCUGGACCGAAACUAUGAUAAUUUGGUGAGCUAUCGACAAAGCAAGCUGGCAAACAUUCUCUUCGCCAGGGAACUGGCUGCAAGACUGCAAGGCACUGGAGUAACAGUGUACAGCCUUCACCCUGGUUUCAUUCGCACUGAGUUAGUGCGCCACCUGUUUCCCCAGUGGGCUUGGUGGAAGAAGAUGUUAGCCUCCGUUGCAAUGAUGAUUGUCAAGAGUCCGUGGGAGGGAGCGCAAACCACCAUCUACUGCGCCGUGGAGGAGAGUCUGGCAAACGAGAGCGGCCUCUAUUACAGCGACUGCGCUCGCAAAAAGCCAGCGGCUCCAGCUCUGGAUGACGCCGCCGCCAAGAGGCUGUGGGAGCUCAGCGCCUCUAUGGUCGGUCUUUCCUAAACGUGUUCGCUGCCUCCUACCAGCGGAGAUGGUAGCACCCUUUAACAUGGAAAAGCUCUUUUAAUUCAUUAUCACUUUUGCAAUCACUGAAAAGCAUUUUAUUAAGAUGUUUUUACAUUUAUAUUGGAUCACUUAGAUGCUUUCAGCACAAUUAUUUGCACUAUUUUUACUUUAUUCCAGUGAAGUCUUGCCUGAUAUAAAGAGGCGCUAAGCUUUAUUUUGAUACCAUGAACAAAAUGUGUUCAACAUGUUUUUUUUGGUGUAAGAGUGAAUAUAAUAGUGAAAACACGGUGGGAUGUCAGAACCCAGAAGUACAACAGGAUGCAGAAUGGGUUUCGGUUCUGUUUCAUUCCACUGCAGCAAAUGAGAUGCUAGUUAAAGCAGCUAAAGCAAUCAUUCCAGGCGUAUCCUAACUUUUGAAAUUUUGCUCUUACAAAAAAACUCCCCAGAAAAAAAACUAAACUAAAUGCCCUUUAAAAAAAACCCAAACGUCUCUUUCUGGAGAUAUUGGAGAUUUUUACUAAUCCUUUUAAAGCAUUUACGAGUUACCUUGUUAUGACGUCUAAAUCUCAGGUUCACUGUAGUUGUAUUAUGUAGAGUAGUUUUAUAUAGUUUUGUAUCAAAAGGGACAAAAAUACACAACUAAAGCAAAAUCCUUUAUUCGACUAACAACUUUUAUCUGGUACAGCAAAAUUCAUCAGCCCUCUCCUUUUCCUAUUAUUUCUUUAAAUAACAAAACACACUGAAACCAGGGCUGACCCAAGCCUCAUGGGGCUCUAAAAAAUAUUUUGGGGCCAAUCACAUCUGUAGCUACAAUGGACAGUCCGAUGAUCAAAAAACAAACUCAUUGCAGAUCUUGCAUUGAUUUUUUUCACAGUCCUCUAUAUAUAUGCAUUGUGAAUAAGUAAUUAUUUUGAUGUAAAAAUACAUCUAAAUUUUGUUGCUAUAUUUACAUAGAAAUCAUUAAACCAGCCCCCAUUAUUUGUUCUUAGGGCCCCUAGUUGCCCUGGGGCCCUAAGCACUCAAUUACUUUGCUAAUGCUUGUGGCCGGCCCUGGACUUUAUAAAACUCUGUAAAACGAGAUAAGACUGUUUUUCUGUGGAGGUUAUGGUAAAUAAAACUUCCACUGAUCGUCCAGCUAAACAGGAGGCACUUCUAAAUUAAUCCAUAUUAUUCCUUUAUCACUACAAACACUAAUUCUCAAACUGUUAUCUAAAUCUCUGUUACAUUGACUGAAAACUCCAAAACAUAAGAUUUUGUACCGUGUUAUUGUCGUUGGAACAUUCAAACUAACUAAUGUAACUGUGCGUUUUAAAUGCAUGUUUAAUCAUAAAUCUCAGGAAAUGUCGACUCAUCAAAAAGCUUUAAACUGCAAAAAGAAAACUAAGAAGGCAGCUGAACAGAAAUCAGCCACUAAUUCCACACACUGGAGGAACAAUGUUGUAAUCUACUCCACAUGAGCAGAUUUAUGAGAUUAGUGAAGUCACCAAAGCAGGACUAAAAGUGCCAAAUCAAAGGAAACGUGUGUCCCAUUAAAUUGGGUCAAUACUCAUAUAAACAAGAUAAAGGUCUGCAGGAAAAAAACACUAAUUAGUUGGGGAAGUAAAAUUUUAGAGACUUGUUUUAACUAGAAGAUUAGAUGAUAUCUCCUCACUUUUGGUCCGUAUAGCUUUGGAUUGAGGUUGGGAUUAAGAAGGGAAAAUGUUAUCCCAGCUUUUAUGGGAUUCAUUGCAAUGAAUGUGAUAAAGUCUGAUCCGCUGCAACAUUAGAACAGAAGAAACAUUUCAAGUUCUCUAGCGAAAAAAAAAAACCCUCACCUGACUUUAAAAAAAAUCCUAAACCCCUAAAGUUUUAGAGUAAAAACACAAUUCCCGAUGCAUACCUAUGGAGUGAAUUUGGUUCCAUUAUUGUUGCAAGCAAAACGCACGGUUUGCAAAUGAAGUUUGAAGAAAAAAAUGCAACCCAGAAAUAAAAGUUUUCUAUUUUUUUCAGAUAAUAACUUUUGAAUUUCCUUUCUUUCAAAUUUUCUCUAUAAUUGUGUAUUCAGAUUUUUUUAAUUAUUUUUUAAUUUAAUGUAAAACUUAAUCUGAAAAAUAGAAUUUGAAAAUAAUUAAAUGAAAAAUACAAAAUUUACAAAAGGAACAGAAGCACAAACCUCCGCCAAGCAGCACAUUUUCCCCCAUAUUGUGACUUUCCACCGACAACUAGAACUCACACAGGAUCUGGAUCAUUAGCAAGUCUUAAUAAAUUGUUCCUUUGCAUGAGAAACACCUCUGGUAACAAAUUCCUAUUAUAAGUUUAUAAAUUAGGCAGAGUUUGUCUGCAGCCUCUGGUGUUUGUUCUGCUCUCUCCUUCAUUUACUCUGCUUUCUACUUUUAUCAGCGAAUUGAGACUUUGAGCGAGGAUGGCUCACAUUUCCGGUGUUUUUGUCUGCAGUAUAAUACUUCUGGACUGUUUUGAGUCGGAUGAUGAGGCUGUCAAUAGUCACUGCUUUUGGUUUUCAGGGGAACUGCUUGUUCCGACAAAUAGUGUUAAAGAAUAUUUUAAAAUGUUCCUGCAUCCGGGUAAUGAUGUUGAUCAUCACCACAUUUUGCAUGGAUUGUUCCUUCGACUAAGAUGCAUCUUUGUUAAAAAUUUCCUUGAAAUCUAUUUAUUACUUUUCAAGUUAUCCUGCAAACAGACAGUCAGACAGACAAGAGCAAACAAAAACUAAAGCAUAAAAAAACUUAACUUCCUUGGCGGAGGUAAUUCAAGAAAAAAAACAAAAAAAAAAC